Stylophora pistillata is the source of this 2202-nucleotide messenger RNA. RefSeq lists its product as uncharacterized. Lineage: Eukaryota; Metazoa; Cnidaria; Anthozoa; Scleractinia; Pocilloporidae. The record is from RefSeq and is a predicted model, not a curated record.
AUGAGUUUCACAUGGUUUAAUGUUAACAGUUCACUGGAUAACCAGAAGAUAAAAUAUAGUAAAGAUAAUGGUUCAACUUACACUGAAAUCACUCUACCAGCUGGUGUAUGGACUUAUAAGAGUUUUAGUGAAUACAUUAAAUCUCAAACAAAAAUAGGUGAUAAAACGUAUCCAAUAACAUUGAUAUCUGAUGAUAGAAUCUUUAGAGUUGAAAUAACACUAGCCAAUAAUUAUAAGCUCGAUCUUCGAGGCAGUAAUUUUAAUGAAGUUAUUCGUUUUGAAAAGGUUGUUCUAAGUUCUGGAACUCAUAUUGGUCCAAAGAUGCCCAAUUUAUCACAAGACACUGAUAUUAUAAACAGUCAUUGUGAUCUCAUUGAUCACAGUACGGUUGAUGGACAAGAAAAAGACAUCAUCAUCUGCAGCUUCAACUUACAUUGUCAAGAAACACUUGGUAUGGAAAGUGGUACAAUCACAGAGGAGCAGAUAAGUGUCUCAUCCCGUGAACAGAAUGUCGGAAAAAGUGUAAGAUUACAUCAUACUGGAAAGACCUGGGUAGCUGAUAGGAAUCGUUUAAAUCAGUGGCUUCAGCUCGAUCUCAGAGCUCAACACACUAAAGUAACACGAGUAGCAACACAAGGAUCCAGUCAAAAGAAUCACCGGGUGAAGAAGUACAAGCUACAAUACAGCAACUAUGGAGUGAGAUUUCAGUACUACAGGGAACAAGGGCAAACAAUUGCAAAGGAAUUUAAUGGGAACACAGACGAGAGCAGUGUUGUUUAUCACGACCUACAUCCACCAAUCACAGCAAGGUACAUACGUUUCCUACCAGUGGAGUUAAAAAAAAAUACGAUAUCUAUGAGAGUGGAACUGUAUGGAUGUCGGAAAGAAUGUGGAAGAUUUCUCGGCAUGCAAAGCGGUGAAAUCUCGGAAGAACAGUUAGGUACCUCCUCAGAGAGAGACUCUAAUCACUCCGCCAAUCAGGGCCGACUUCAUUAUGUACAUUCUGACAAAACGGGAUCUUGGGCAGCUGCAAGCAAUGAUGCGAAUCCAUGGCUCCAAGUUGAUCUGGUUAUUCUGCACACUAAAGUGACACAUGUGGCAACACAAGGAAGUGAUGGACACCAGAGGGAGUGGGUUACGAAGUACAAUCUGCUGUACGGCAACGAUACAGAAAGGUUCUACAAUUAUACAAUCCCAAGACAAGACACAGCGAAGGUUUUUUAUGGAAACACAGAUCAGAAUACCGUGGUUUAUCACGACCUUAACCCACCAAUCACAGCGCGUUACAUUCGUUUUAAACCAGUAGAGUGGCAGGAUUGGAUAUCAAUGAGAGUUGAACUGUACGGCUGUGUACAAGAAUUUACAGCUGUGUUUACAAACCUGGGUAAGAAUGGAUCUCAGGGUCCACACGCAGUCGGUAGUCACUACACAGGUCAGGAUCAUGACGGACAAGUUAGGGUGUCCAACGGUACUCAGCUGUGGACUGUUCCACGCACUGGCGAAUACAGAAUAGAAGCAAUAGGAGCCUCAGGAGGGUACGGUAAGGAGAGCGACAUCAAGAACGGAGGAAGAGGGGCAAGGAUGAUUGGAAACUUUAAUUUGACCAAAGGCGAGAUCAUCCAUGUACUUGUUGGUCAAAAAGGGAGAAGAGGGAACAUCAACAGAAAAACCGCCGGAGGCGGUGGAGGUACUUUUGUGGUGAGAGGAAGUAACACACCUUUGAUCAUAGCUGGAGGAGGAGGGGGGAUUAGAAACAUGUCAAAACAACAUCUGGGAUGUGAUGCGUCCAUUAACACAACAGGGAAUGCGGGAUACAACACGCUACUGGGGACAGGAGGAAGCAGUCGACGUGGAGGAAAUACCCCUGAUGAUCAUAAGUCAGGUGGUGGAGGUGGUGGCUUCUUGAGUAAUGGAAAGACCGCACCUGGUAAUAACGGACCAAGUGGAAAAGGAGGUAAAGGAUAUCUCCAGGGGGGAGAAGGUGGAGAGUACCAGGGUGGAUUCGGAGGUGGCGGUGGUUUAUAUAAAAGCAACAAAGGAGCUGGCGGCGGUGGUGGUUACUCUGGAGGAAAUGGAGGUGGGAAAAAGGGUGAAUCUUGUGGGGGAGGGGGAGGAUCUUUUAACAAUGGGACAAAUCAGCAGAAUGAAUGUUGUUAUAAUAGCAAUGAACAUGGUCGAGUGAUCAUCACAUUUAUCCAGUAA